AUGACUCCGAUUGUAGCGCAUCGUCAACGACAAUCUGUCGGUCAAACGGUUCAUGUAGCCUCGAGGAUGGAGCACAAGACAAGCCGAGUUGGAGAACAUGAAAUCACGCAUCAUACCGAUUGUCAAGUGACAGGACCCAAUUCAGCGGGCGAGCCGCAGAGACGAUCGUCGGACCAAUGUCAGUUGUCAAGGCAACAACAGCUGGAGGUGUAUUUGUCGCAAAUUCGUCAGAAACAGGACAAAAUUUUACUGUUAAUUCAAGAACGUCUGUCCAUGCCGGACAUGGCCAGGAGCCCGGUCGAGGUAACGGAGGGCGAAAAAAGUGAAAAUCCACCAAUUUCCUUGUGCAAAAUGGAUACAGGCGUCGGUCAGAAUGGGCAAAAUACAGUUGAAAUGGCUGACAUUUCGACAGAAAUGCCACCAAAUGUGCACUCUUUGGAGGAUUCUGCACAAAUGCGAGCCAAUCUACGCGGUUUGAUACAGCAAUCGGUGGCGAUUUGUGCCAAAAAAGCCACCGAAUUGGUGGAAAAUCUGUACACAGUCAACACACCGACACUGGAAUUGGACGAAUGUGACCGACAAACCGGCCAACCGUUGGCCGUUGGAGGCGUCAUUUCGCUGUCGCCCUCAUCCGCCACAGCAUCGUCACAUUUGUCGCCAAUUUUGAUGGAUUUGCACAAAUCCAACCUGGACUAUGAGUGCAAAUUGGUGGAAACCGACACCGGCACCCAGCAACUGCACGUUCUCAUGACAAUCGAUCUGCCCGACACCAUUGACAUGGAAGAUGAGACGAAAUGUCGACUCAAGUCUCGAGCAUGUAGACUGAAUGAUGAUGAUGAUGCUGAUGAUGCUGAUGCUGAAAAGAAGUCGAAAGUCUAUCUAUCGAUGCCGGAAACGGGUCAUCAGCAGUGUUGUCCGCUUGUCGGCGAUGAGAAAGUCAACAAAUGUAGGCAUCACUCGAAAUGGGAUGAGAAACCAUUUGUCAAAAAGUCCUGUCACGACAGGAGUCGCAAGGUGCACAUCGACAAACUGCACAGUUUGACCUUUCGUGCUGGCGGCAAAUUGCACGAGCAUGUUUUGCAUCAUGGUACCAACUCGCCGGCGGAAUGUGUCGAUUCUCGUGUGAAAUUGACGUGUCAACUGGUCGGCGAUUCGGCCGACGGUCGACAGGAGCGAUUCGACAAAUGUGCACAUGAACCGGCGCGACGAAAUGUGCAACAUUGUCGCAAGCGUCGAGACGACAAAUCGGCCAGCAUUCGACAAAUGCACCGAGAACUAUGGGCCUCCGAGCAUGCCCAAUCGCUGGGAUUGCUGCACAGCAACCAGACCGGCUAUUAUCACACAAACUAUCCGUCCCCACCGCCGCAAAUGUCGCGACAGAGUUGCCAAGAGGCCGCCAAAUCCGACGUCUGGUGGCCGUCGCACGGACGUACCGACGAGCAGACUGUCGCCACACUUCACACGCCGAUCAUUUGGCACACAAACGAGUCGGCCAGACACAAUUCCGCAGAACCCUAUCAUCAUCAUUACACAAUGGGCUUUGUAUAUGCCAACAUUAUUUGUCCAUUUGCCGAAAAUGCUGAGAUUACUCCGCUUUAG
Messenger RNA from Protopolystoma xenopodis, 1599 nucleotides. Lineage: Eukaryota; Metazoa; Platyhelminthes; Monogenea; Polystomatidea; Polystomatidae. The record is from the annotation of a GenBank genome assembly.